AUGCGUUUCACUCUCAGCUCCAUUCUCCUCUCCACGAGCGUCGGUGCCCUCGCUCUGACCGUUCCCCAUGUCCGCCCUGCGAACCAUCAUGACCUCGCAAGCACAGACGCUGGCUCCAGCGAGCCAAGAGAUAUUGCCUAUGAUUUCGAUUCCCUGGAUGCGCGGGGUUGGGAAGACAUCGAACUCGACCUUCGCGACCUCGAGACUCUACUCGAGCUCCAGGGACGAGGGAUUGGCGGACUUGCCAAGUUUGCGAAAGGUCCAAUCCAGAAGAUGGCCUCUUCGCUUCGUCGAAGCGGGGGUGCAAAAUCCAAGAAAGCGUCUGUUUCCCCCAAGAAACCCAAGACGAGCUUGCCUUCGAAGAAGGCCAAGUCGAAGUCGAGCUCUGCCUCGAAGGCAAAGUCCAAGUCAGGUUCCUCGAAGUCCACGUCCGCUGCCUCGAAGAAGCAAAAGAGCGCCAAGAAGUCCUCGUCCAAGGCUGUCUCAUCCGGCAAAGGCUCCAAGAAGAGCGCGAAUUCGAAGAAAGGCAAAGCCAAAUCACCCGUCGCGUCCAGUUCCAACUUGAAGGCCAAGGGUUCAAAGAAAGCCUCUCCUUCGGGAUCGCCUAAAGCAACGAAGAAGUCGAAAUCUUCAGGAUCCAAGAAAAGCGCGACAUCCGUCAAAGCCAAGUCCGGCGGAAAGAAAUCCUCUUCGACUGCCACCAAGGCCAGCAAGAAGGCGGGAGGAUCGAAGAAGGCACCGGCUGCGUCGAAGAAGGAUGGGCAGAAGGGUAAAGGCGGAAAGAAGGGCGGUAAGGGAUCUGGAGGAGGGAAGGGUGGCGGAAAGGGUGGAAAGGAUGGAAAGAAGAAGAAAGGUGCAAUUCGCAAUCUGAAUUUCAAUGUUGACCCUGCUUCGAUGGUAGCUGCAGGAGCAGGAGUCGCCAACCUUUUUAUGAACUAG
Messenger RNA from Coprinopsis cinerea okayama7#130, 939 nucleotides. RefSeq lists its product as hypothetical. The record is from RefSeq and is a predicted model, not a curated record. Bases 1 to 939 code for a protein of 312 amino acids. Lineage: Eukaryota; Fungi; Basidiomycota; Agaricomycetes; Agaricales; Psathyrellaceae. The transcript is spliced from 3 exons.